CUGACGGCCAUCACCCGCUCUAUAUAACGGGCGGGCGGGGAGGAGAGGUCAGUGCAGUGCUCAUUGGAGUGUGUGUCUAACGGAUCUACUGUGUACGAAGAGCUAACAGUUUGCAGACUUUCAGAUUCAGAAUGCGUCGCACCAAAUCAAGCAGCCAGGUUGUGGCAAAUGCUGGCAUGGGAAGUUUUGAUAUCCAUCAUCAUAACAUCGCCCAGCAGAGGGUCCCAACUAACACGAUGCCCCAAAGAUCUAUACUUGGAGUCCUCAGUGAGAACGAACAGCGGCACAGGUCCCAUAGUGUGAGUGCGCUUCCUACAAAGAUGAUUUCUGGCUUUGAGAAUGCAUUUCCUUUCCCUGGGAAGAUGGUCUCCACAAAGGCUGCUGCAGUGCUCUCCAAGCCAUGCUUCGCCAUCUACAUCGAUGAGCCUGAGAUUGUUCAGGAAACGUAUCAGUUUGAAGUGGAACUUCCCAGUCUGGAGGAGAUGGAUGCGAAUGUUGUGAAGGAGAAGUUCACCUUGCUGCUUGAUGGCAGUGCAGCCUCUCCAAUGAUGGUGGACUCCACUCUUCCUCCCGACGACGAUGCAACUGAAACCGAUCCUGAUGUCAUUGCAGUCUCUGAGUACAUUGAUGAGAUUUAUCUUUACCUACGUCAGGCUGAAGUUAAACAUAGACCCAAACCCUACUACAUGAGGAAGCAACCAGACAUUACAUCAGCCAUGCGGGCCAUCUUGGUGGACUGGCUUGUUGAAGUCCGGGAAGAGUACAAGCUUCGAAAUGAGACUCUGUAUCUUGCUGUGAAUUACCUGGAUAGAUUCUUGUCCAGUAUGUCUGUACUAAGAGGAAAGCUGCAACUUGUAGGAACUGCAGCUAUUCUACUGGCUGCCAAAUAUGAAGAGAUCUAUCCCCCUGAUCUGGAUGAGUUUGUGUACAUAACUGAUGACACCUACACAAAGCAACAACUGCUGCGCAUGGAACACCUGCUGCUUAAAGUGUUGGCCUUUGACUUGACUGUCCCUACAAUCAACCAGUUCCUGCUACAAUACAUUCACAAGCAAGCUGUUGGCACAAAGGCUGAGCAUCUUGCAAUGUACAUGGCAGAGUUGACAUUGCUUGAGGUGGACCCAUUCUUGAAGUAUGUUCCCUCCCUGACUGCUGCUGCAGCCUAUUGUCUGGCCAACUAUACAAUCAACAGAAUUUUUUGGCCUGGUACCCUUCAAGCAUUUACUGGUUACACCUUGAGUGAUAUUGCACCUUGUCUGGUUGAUCUGCACAGAGCCUGCCUUAAUGCACCUCACCAGUCACAAAAAGCCAUUUGGGAGAAAUACAAAGCUCCAAAGUACAUGCAAGUAUCCCAUCUGGCAAUCCCUGCAACACUUCCUUUGUGAUUAAUAGAGCAUUCAAUGACUUGCACAGCACUUACCUCAAGACCAACAGUGUUGGUCUAAUUUUUAAGUAGACACUGCUGGCUAAGUGUCAGUUUGGCUUUUUAAAUUGUACAUUUUUUAACUUGUGAACUUUUAUGACUAGUUAGGAUUAUAACAUUUUAACGAUAUACUGUAGAUGACUUGGCCAUUAUUUAGCUGCCUGCCACCCAACUGAGGACAUCGUAAUGGAGUAGCAACAGAUCAGACCUGGUUUGGAGGUGCUGGCUCCAAGGCUGUUUUUGGCUUGCUACACUACUAAAUGAGGGGAAGACACAAGUGUGAAAGUUGGCAAAAAGUCUGCAUUCCAGUAGCAGAUCAAGGAUUUCAUUGACUGCCACAGCUUGCCUCAAUGGGCCCAUACCAGUUCCUAUGUUCUCUUGUGACACUAUCAUUUUGAACAAGACAAAUGGUGAAUUACUGGAUACAGAAAGGUGGUGGCUUCAAGUCAUAUCAAGGACUUUAGCAAUGGCAAACUAUUCAUGUAGAAUUGUCGUCUUUGUAUUUUAAUAAAAUCCUAUAAGAUGCUA
This is a messenger RNA of Rana temporaria (common frog), 1951 nucleotides long. RefSeq names its product cyclin A1 (gene CCNA1). Gene Ontology annotation, molecular function: cyclin-dependent protein serine/threonine kinase regulator activity. The transcript is spliced from 9 exons. Gene Ontology annotation, biological process: regulation of cyclin-dependent protein serine/threonine kinase activity; mitotic cell cycle phase transition. The record is from RefSeq and is a predicted model, not a curated record. NCBI's taxonomy places the organism in Eukaryota, Metazoa, Chordata, Amphibia, Anura, Ranidae. The coding region runs from base 132 to 1385 and encodes 417 amino acids. Gene Ontology annotation, cellular component: nucleus; cyclin A2-CDK2 complex; cytoplasm.